Messenger RNA from Epinephelus moara (kelp grouper), 2934 nucleotides. Its product is annotated as E3 SUMO-protein ligase ZBED1-like. Lineage: Eukaryota; Metazoa; Chordata; Actinopteri; Perciformes; Serranidae. The transcript has 2 exons. The record is from RefSeq and is a predicted model, not a curated record. Bases 333 to 2282 code for a protein of 649 amino acids. Gene Ontology annotation, molecular function: DNA binding; protein dimerization activity.
AAGUUCUACUCCCAAGUCAUGGGUUCAUUGCCAAAAAUGACCUUGCGUUCUAUUGACAUUGCUUGUUUUAUCAACAUUGCGACUCUUACAAAUAGGCUAAUUCACACUGUCUUCGUGAGCCUUCGGCGAGGACUAGGGGUGGGGGAAAUUUCCGAUUCUUAGAUGCAUCGCGAUUCGGACGUGGACGAAUCUGAAUCGAUUCACAAACGUCCAAAUUUCGAUUAUUUAAAUCUGUUAAUUAGAGUAAUACAGAAGGUUCUGAAUAAUGCGGAACUAAGAAGCGCGGUACGCGUCAUCUCCGGGACACUUUGGGAUGCGCACCUGGAGCGGGCAUGCCAACACGCACACAGAGGAAAAAAAACAUGGCUGACCGCUACCCACCUCGCCGUGAGAUCCUAACAGCUCCUUCUAAUUUAAAAGCAGACGUGUGGAAACACUUCGGCUUCUACAACGUCGACGGCGGAAGCGAACUGGACAAGAGCCACGUUAUAUGUAAGCUGUGUCGUGCUAAAAUAAAAUAUUUUGGCAACACAACAAGCAUGAGAAGCCAUGUAACUAGAUCCCACCCGACGGAGGAGUCAGGGAGGCGGCAGGCUGUUGUUGCUGCAGCUACGAGUGGCGCUACCGACCAGAGAACAAUCGAGGAAGCAAUUAGAAAGCUGCCACCCACAUUGGAAAAGGCGAAGCGAAUUACGAAGGCCAUAGCGGCAUUUAUUGCCAAGGAUUUGCGUCCUUAUUCCGUCGUGGAAAAUCAGGGAUUUCGAGCACUGCUGCAUACAUUGGAGCCCAGAUACACCAUCCCAUCCCGACGAUAUUUCACCGACACGGCCAUCCCAACACUCUACAACCAAACCAAAACAGAAGUCAUGGCCUCGCUGUUGAAGGCAGGUAGGAUCGCAGUUACAUGUGAUGCGUGGACGUCUGUCGCCACGGAAUCAUUUGUUACGCUAACUGCGCAAUUUAUCACCGAUGAUUGGAAGCUAAGGUCACAUGUGCUCCAUACAAGAGCAAUGAAUGAAAGACACACAGGUGCUAAUGUGGCUGAGCUGUUAAGCAGUGCCAUGAAUGAAUGGAAAAUCGACAAGAAAGACAUUGUUUUGGUUACAGAUAACGCCGCGAAUAUGGUUGUCGCUGCUGAGCUGGGUCACUUCGUCCAUCUGAAAUGCUAUGCACACACGCUAAACCUUGCCUCUCAGCGUGCCCUGAAGUUGCUGAGUGUAGCAAGGUUGCUGGGGAGAAUAAGACAUAUUGCAACUUUUUUCCACCGCAGCACCAUCACCAAACACCAGCUUGAAGAGAACCAGAAGCUGCUUAAUAUUCCAAGGCACAAACUGAAAAUUGACUGCAGCACUAGGUGGAACAGUGCAUAUGAGAUGGUGAGCAGGUUUUUGGAGCAACAGCCUGCGAUCACCGCCACACUCCUCUCCCCUCUGGUGAGAAGAGCAGAGUCAGACCUCUGCACUCUCAGUGAGACUGAUGUCACCAAUGCAGAGGAUGUCAUCGCAGCCCUCAAGCCCAUGAAGGAUGCAACGUCUGUCAUGUCAGAGGAGAGCAGCCCCACUAUUUCUCUGGUUGCUCCUUUGCAAGCUAAACUCCUUGAUGAGACAAAGGACAGUACUGGGGUGUCUACACAGGUCAAGGAGAUAAAGCAGGCCAUACACGAGGACCUCGGCAAGAGAUACCGCAGCGAGCAGGAGAAGCAAAUUCUUCACACAGCUGCUGCUCUCGACCCUCGGUUUAAAGGCCUGCCCUUCCUGUCAGAGGAGGAAAGAGAGGAGGCCUAUGGCAGAGUGGCUGAGGCUGCCUCCCAACUAGAGCAAGAUGAGCGAGAGGACGAGGAACAAACCCCUGCUGCGAGGGAAGAGGACCCCCCAAACACUGAGGGGGAGGAGGAACACAGAGCUCCCAAAAGAAUGACUUUGUCAUCUUCCCUGCUGGAGAAUCUGCUGGGGCAGAACUUCAGUGAGGCUCGAGUGCGACAGCCCAGGUCUGCCUAUGCCAGGGCUCAGGAAGAAGUUAACAAGUACUGUAGUGCUCCACCUCUCCGUCUCUCUGAGGACCCUCUUGACUGGUGGGGUCAGAAUGAGGUACAUUUUCCUCUUAUUUCCAGGCUCGCCAAGAGGUACCUAUGUAUUCCAGGUACCAGUGUUGCUGCAGAACGAGUUUUUUCGACUGCAGGAGAUAUUGUCACUGCACAGCGCAGCACACUAUUAUCUGAGCAUGUCGAUCAAGUCUUGUUCUUACACAAGAACUUGCAAAUUUGCACAACACUCAUUAGCUAAGCACAUCUGAAUUGACCUGCAUAGAGAUUUUAUUGUGGCCUGUUUUUUGAGUUUUUGUAGCAAUGGCCUGUUGAAUGCACUUUUAAAAGGAAUUUUUAUGUUUUGUCAAAGGGAUUCUGUGCCAAGUAUUUAGUCUGAAGUCAAGUUCAUAUUUUUGUAAGUAGGGGCCACAUUUUUUUGUUAUAGUUUGAAAAUACAAUUGAGCUGUAGGUACAGAAUUAUACAUUUAUGUAACUCAGGACAGCCUUUUUAUUUUGCUGAAGAUUGAAUGUACUGUUGAGCUGCUGAUACAGAAUGAGUAUUUUAUUUGUAACUCAGGGAAAACCUUUUCAUGUUUACAAAACUUAAAAAGCAGCAAAGCACUUUUUUUGAGCUGCUGGUACUGAAGUACACAUUUGUAAUUAAUUGCAGUGUUUUUGUGCUCUUUUAUUUUAUUUUAUUUUAUUUUAUUUUAUGUUGAACAGCCAAAACAGAAUGUUUUUUUUUUCUACAAAAUGCUGCCAUUUAUUUUGGUAUAGCAAUUAUUAUUUUUUUGUCAAUGGUUAUAUUGAUAACUGUAUUGCAAUUUUGUUAACAUUUUUACUUAAAUGUUUAUAAGGAAUCUUGUGAUUUAAGAUACCUGUUGUUACCUUUGGUUCCGUACGACCAAGUU